UUUCCCAGAACCAUGAUGGCGGUACCAAAUGGCUCGAUCCCCAUCCUGCUGCUGGCGUUGAUGCUGUGCUGGGUGGUCCCUAGCGGGCAGGAGGCAGCCCAGGUGCAUCUGCGGCUGGCGGGGCCGCGGGGACCAGCCGGGGAGGGCCGGCUGGAGGUCCUGUAUCAGGGACGCUGGGGCACUGUCUGCGAUGAUGGCUUCGACUUCCACGCGGCCACCGUCGCCUGCCGGCAGCUGGGUUACACCGCAGCCAUCACCUGGACACAUAGUGCCACCUAUGGCCAAGGGGAAGGUCCCAUCUGGAUGGACAACGUGCGGUGUGGGGGCAGCGAGGGCUCCCUGGCAGAGUGCACCCACAACGGCUGGGGCACCAGUGACUGCAAUCAUGGCGAGGAUGCUGGUGUGGUGUGCUCCGGACAGCACCUGCCUGAUGGCCCUCCUGAAGUUACCACCUCUGGUCACCUGGGAAAGGUGUCAGGGCUGAGCCUGGAGGAGGUGCGGCUCAAGCCCAUCCUGGCACGGGCCAAGCUGAGCAUGCCAGUGAUGGAGGGUGCUGUGGAGGUGAAGCACAAUGGGCGCUGGAGGCAGGUGUGCGAUGCUGGCUGGACCAGGAACAACAGCCGUGUGGUCUGUGGGAUGCUGGGCUUCCCCCGGGAAAAGCAAGUCAACAUCAGCUUCUACAGAAAGCUCUGGAACAUGAAGCUGAAGGACCUGAACUCCAGCCUGAAGACCCUUAGCCAGAAAAACAGCUUCUGGGUCCACAGGGUACAGUGCCAGGGUGUAGAGCCCCACCUGGGCUGGUGCCCCAUGCAAGUGGCCCCACUGGACCCCCACCAGCAUGCCUGCCCCCGCGGCAUGCAUGCCAUUGUCAGCUGCCUCCCUGCUCCUGCCUCCCAGAAGGACAAGGGCAAGGGCAAGGACAAGAGCAAGACCUCCCUGGGAAAGGUGCUCCCUGUGCGGCUGCGAGCAGGCACCCAUGCUGGAGAGGGCCGGGUGGAGGUGCUGCGCCAUGGGCAGUGGGGCACUGUGUGCGACAAGCAGUGGGACCUGGCUGCAGCCAGCGUGGUGUGCCGGCAGCUGGGCUAUGGGACGGCAAAGCAGGCCCUGGUGGGAGCCCAGAUGGGACAAGGCCUGGGGCCCAUCCACCUGAGCGAGGUACAGUGCACUGGCCACGAGCGCUCCCUGGGCGAGUGCCGCUUUCGGGAUGCUGAGCAGAGCAGGUGCCAGCAUGAGGCUGAUGCUGCUGUCCGCUGCCACAUGCCCCAUAUGGACUUCCAGAGCCAGGUGCGUCUGGCUGGGGGCCGCAGCCCCGAGGAGGGUGUGGUGGAGGUGCUGGUGCCAGUGCAGGGGCAGCUGCAGUGGGGUGCGGUGUGUGGAGCACAGUGGGGGCUGAACGAGGCCAUGGUCGUUUGCAGGCAACUGGGGCUGGGCUUUGCCAGCCAUGCCCUCCAGGAGACAUGGUACUGGGCAGGCAGCCCCGAUGCCACCCAGGUGGUGAUGAGUGGGGUGCGCUGUGCUGGCACCGAGCUGGCCCUUCAGCAGUGCCAGCACCAUGGCCCUGUCCACUGCCCCAGUGGUGGUGGACGCUUCUCAGCAGGGGUCACCUGCACUGCUCAUACCCCAGACCUGGUAAUGAAUGCCCAGCUGGUGCAGGAGACAGCCUACCUGGAGGACCGGCCACUGGAGCUGCUCUACUGUGCCCACGAGGAACGCUGCCUCUCCGGCUCUGCUGACCACAUGCAGUGGCCCUAUGGCUACCGCCGCCUCCUCCGCUUCUCCUCCCAGAUCCACAACCUGGGCAGAGCUGAUUUCCGGCCCAGGAUGGGGCGCCAUGCAUGGACCUGGCACCAGUGCCACCGACACUUCCACAGCAUUGAGGUUUUCACCCACUAUGACCUGCUAACGCUUAAUGGCUCCAAGGUGGCCGAAGGGCACAAGGCCAGCUUUUGCCUGGAGGACACCAACUGCCCUGAGGGGUUGCAGCGACGCUUUGCCUGUGCCAACUUUGGGGAGCAGGGGGUGAGUGUGGGGUGCUGGGACACCUACCGCCAUGACAUUGACUGCCAGUGGAUUGACAUCACUGAUGUACCACCGGGCAGCUACACCUUCCAGGUGGUUGUGAACCCUAAGCACGAGGUGGCUGAGUCAGACUUCUCCAACAACGUAAUGAGGUGCCAGUGCAAGUACGACGGGCAGCGCAUCUGGAUGCAUGGCUGCCACACAAGUGAUGCCUAUGGUGCUGACGUGGUGAGCGAUCUGGAGCGCCGGGAGCGCCUGGCCAACAACCUCGUGUGA
Indicator indicator is the source of this 2295-nucleotide messenger RNA. RefSeq names its product lysyl oxidase like 4 (gene LOXL4). The record is from RefSeq and is a predicted model, not a curated record. Bases 13 to 2295 code for a protein of 760 amino acids. Gene Ontology annotation, cellular component: membrane. Gene Ontology annotation, biological process: peptidyl-lysine oxidation. Gene Ontology annotation, molecular function: copper ion binding; protein-lysine 6-oxidase activity; DNA ligase activity. Lineage: Eukaryota; Metazoa; Chordata; Aves; Piciformes; Indicatoridae. The transcript is spliced from 14 exons.